Messenger RNA from Microtus ochrogaster (prairie vole), 1423 nucleotides. It is a transcript of the gene Tnfrsf25, whose product is annotated as TNF receptor superfamily member 25. The record is from RefSeq and is a predicted model, not a curated record. Gene Ontology annotation, cellular component: plasma membrane. The transcript is spliced from 6 exons. Gene Ontology annotation, biological process: signal transduction. The coding region runs from base 465 to 1205 and encodes 246 amino acids. NCBI's taxonomy places the organism in Eukaryota, Metazoa, Chordata, Mammalia, Rodentia, Cricetidae. Gene Ontology annotation, molecular function: protein binding.
UCCUCAGGGCACCUUCUUAACCAGGGGAAACCAUUUUAAGACUGACUGUACCCGCUGCCAAGCCUGUGAUGAAGGGGGUGAGGGGCCUGCCCAGGGCUCAGGGGGCUCUUGCGGACAGGCCAUUCAGAAAGCUGGCUUGGGCCCAACCUGUGGGUGUGAGGUCCCUGUGUUCAAUCCACUCCGUGGCCACCAUGUAUUCUGCUUCCAAAUGUUCUUCUCCUUUCCCCUGUGGCCUUCCUGUUUCACAUGCCGUGGCCUCUGGUCCACUAUGAGCUGCCUACUUCUCUACCUGUGGGGCUAGCUAGUACCUCCUUCUCUCUGUGGAGGUCAGUAGCCUGAACGCACCCUCGUUCCCAUAUUCCUGCACUCCUGACAGCUUUCCAAGUGACCCUGGAGAACUGUUCAGCCGUGUCGGAUACCCGCUGUGGCUGCCAGUCAGGCCAGCGUGUCUGCUCCACCGAGCCAUGCGGGGAAAGUUCGCCUUUGUCUUGCCUCCCAUGUUCAGAUUGCACUGCUCCCCCAACCCUCGGGAUUUUUGCAGAAUCUGUCCCGAUGCCUACACAACAGCCUGUGCCUGGAAGUGGAUAGUUUGGGUCCAGGUGCUUCUAGGGACCUCAUUCCUGCUUGGGGCCACCCUGAUCUGUUCAUAUUGCCGACGCCAGCCUUGCAAGCCUGUGGUUCCUGUAGACACAACUGAGAUGGAGACCCUGACCUCACCACAGACUACCCAUCCCUCAGCCUCAGACAGUGCCCACACCCUCCUGGCACCCCAAGGCAGUACUGGAAAGGUCUGCACCACUGUCCAGUUGGUAGGCAACAGCUGGACCCCUGGUUUAUCCCAGACUCAGGAGAUGGCCUGCAACCAGGUUCCACAGCCCUGGAAUCAGUCGCCAAACAGAUCUCUUGCGCCCCCCGCAGGCUCGCCAGCUGCUAUGCUCCAGCCUGGCCCGCAGCUCUAUGAUGUGAUGGAUGCUGUCCCAGCACGACGGUGGAAGGAGUUCGUGCGCACACUGGGGCUGCGGGAGGCAGAAAUUGAGGCUGUGGAGGUGGAGAUCUGCCGCUUCCGAGACCAACAGUAUGAGAUGCUCAAGCGCUGGCGCCAGCAGCAACCUGCAGGUCUGGGUGCCAUCUAUGCGGCCCUGGAGCGCAUGGGGUUGGAAGGCUGUGCCGAGGACCUGCGCAGCCGUCUGCAGCAAGGCCCGUGAUGUGAGACCCACCAGUCACGUUGUCAUUCUAGUGACCCUCGCAGGAGCCUUAAGUAUCGUUACUUAUGCGUGUAGACAUUUUAUGUCAUUUACUAACCCCCCUAAUACGGUCCUGCGUAGCAGCACCGGCUGGCCUCGCCCCUGCUUACCUGCCCUAUGGAGCUCCAGCUAAGGGAAGCGAAGCGACAUGGAGAAAUAUCAAGAGGGGCCAAAUGAUC